Ictalurus punctatus (channel catfish) is the source of this 4016-nucleotide messenger RNA. RefSeq names its product glucosamine (UDP-N-acetyl)-2-epimerase/N-acetylmannosamine kinase (gene gne). Bases 57 to 2402 code for a protein of 781 amino acids. The transcript is spliced from 12 exons. The record is from RefSeq and is a predicted model, not a curated record. NCBI's taxonomy places the organism in Eukaryota, Metazoa, Chordata, Actinopteri, Siluriformes, Ictaluridae. Gene Ontology annotation, molecular function: N-acylmannosamine kinase activity; UDP-N-acetylglucosamine 2-epimerase activity; hydrolase activity, hydrolyzing O-glycosyl compounds. Gene Ontology annotation, biological process: UDP-N-acetylglucosamine metabolic process.
CCCAGCUGGCUUCUUUGUGUGUGCGCGCGUGUCCUCCCCUUUCCUCCCUCUCUUUAAUGGCAGCACAGAGACAGAAGGAGGGUAAGAAAGAGAGAAAGAAGACACGGCGCGGUUUAACUGAAGGAAACGAGAGAAAAAUGUUCAGCGGAUAUGGAACUAGAAACCCGCACGAGCUGUACUAUCUGCAGAUGCAGCGGGUGGAUGAGAAGAUGGAGCGUGAGGAGAGCGGAGGGAACGAGGGAACCAGGCAGAGGCUGAAGGUGUGUGUGGCCACCUGUAAUCGAGCAGAUUACUCCAAACUCGCCCCCAUCAUGUUCGGCCUCAAAUCUCAGCCUGACCUGUUCGAGCUCGAGGUCGUCGUCCUGGGCUCGCACCUUAUCGACGAUUACGGUAAUACGUACCGUAUGAUCGAGCAGGACGAGUUCAACAUCAGCGCCAGCCUCCACACUAUCGUUCGUGGUGAGGAUGAAGCAGCCAUGGUGGAGUCUCUCGGCCUGGCGCUCGUCAAGCUUCCCGAUGUCCUUCUGCGCCUGGCGCCUCAUGUGCUCAUCGUCCAUGGCGACCGCUUCGACUCUCUUGCCGUGGCGACAGCAGCGGCCCUGAUGAACGUCCGUAUCCUGCAUGUAGAGGGUGGAGAAGUAAGCGGCACCAUCGACGACUCGAUCCGCCACGCCAUCACCAAACUGGCGCACUACCACGCCGUGUGCACGCACGCCGCCCAGAUGCACCUGCUCGCCAUGUGCGAGGACCACGACCGGAUCCUGAUGGCCGGCUGCCCGUCAUACGACCGCCUGCUCAAUGCACGUCACCAUGACGACCACGAAGACAUCAUCAAAGCCUGGCUCGGUGACGGUGUGAAGGAGUCAGAGUACAUCGUGGCUCUGCAGCAUCCUGUAACUACAGACAUCAAAAACUCCAUAAAGAUCUACGAGCUCAUGCUGGACGCUCUCAUCACCUUCAAAAAGAAAACACUCAUCCUGUUCCCCAACGUCGAUGCUGGCAGUAAGGAGAUGGUGCGUGUGAUGAGGAAGAAGGGAAUCGAGCAGCACCCCUGCUUUCGCGCCGUCAAACACGUUCCCUUCACCCAGUUCAUCCAGCUGGUGGCUCACGCGGGCUGCAUGGUGGGGAACAGCAGCUGUGGCGUGCGCGAGGCCGGAGCCUUCGGGACGCCCGUCGUCAACCUGGGCACGCGCCAAACCGGUCGAGAAACAGGUGAGAACGUUCUCCACGUGCGUGACGCUGAUACGCACAAUAAGAUCUACCACGCCCUGGAGCUGCAGUUCGGGAAGCGAUACCCCUGCUCCAAGAUCUACGGAGACGGGAACGCCGUGUCGCGGAUCAUGAAGUUCCUGCAGUCCAUCGAUCUAUUGGAGCCGGUACAGAAGACCUUCAGUUUCCCGCCGGUGAGAGAGGACAGCGUGUCCCAAGACAUCGACCACAUCCUGGAGACGCAGAGCGCGCUGGGCAUCGACCUCGGGGGCACCAAUCUGCGCGUGGGCAUCGUCACCAUGACGGGGAAGAUCAUGAGGAAGUAUUCUCAGCCUAACCCUAAGACCUACGAGGAGAGGAUGGAGCUCAUACUGAGCAUGUGCAAACAGGCCAUGGCCGAUGCCGUCCCCCUCAACUGCAGAAUCCUGGGAGUGGGGGUGAGUACAGGGGGCAGGGUGAACCCCCAGAAUGGCAUGGUGUUGGACUCCACUAAGCUGAUAAACGAGUGGAGUCACAUUGACCUGCGCUCUCCGGUGUCUCAGUCGCUCCACCUGCCGGUGUGGGUGGAUAACGACGGGAAUUGCGCCGCACUCGCUGAGAGGAAGUUUGGUCACGGGAAGGGCGUGGAAAACUUCGUCACCCUCAUCACGGGAACGGGAAUCGGAGGCGGGAUCAUCCAUCACGGCGAGCUGAUCUAUGGCAGUACGUUCUGCGCCGCCGAGCUCGGACACAUCAUGGUGUCUCUGGACGGACCCGAGUGUUCCUGUGGGAGUCGCGGCUGCGUCGAGGCCUACGCGUCCGGGUUAGCGCUGCAGCGAGAGGCCAAGAGACUGCACGAUGAGGAUCUGCUGGUGGUGGAGGGAAUGAGCCUGAACAACAAGGAGCAAGUGAACGCAUCACACCUCAUCCAAGCUGCUCGCCUCGGAAACACUAAAGCAGAGGGAGUGCUCCGUACAGCGGCGGCGGCUGUAGGUGUUGCAGUUGUGAACAUCCUCCACACAGUGAACCCGUCUCUGGUGGUUCUGUCCGGUGUUCUCGCUCAGCAUUACAAGAAUCCCGUCACACACUUCAUCAGCCAGCGCGCGCUCUCCUCUGCCAGGGAGGUCAAAGUCUUGACCUCUGACCUCGACAACCCCGCCCUGCUCGGUGCCGCCAGCAUGGUCCUGGACUACACAACACGCCGCACCUACUGAGACACUAUGUACUGACGCCAAGGGCCAAUCAGAAUCUUUCUUUGUCUUUUAGUAUUCCCUGAAACUCUAGUGUGUUUGGGAUCAAACCAUUCCAAAAUAGCCACUCUGAGACUCUGAGCCAAUCAGUCGAGACGCUCAGAGACUCUGAGCCAAUCAGACGAGACGCUCAGAGACUCUGAGCCAAUCAGACGAGAGGCUCAGACACUUGUGGCCAAUCAGACGUGACGCUCAGAGACUUGUGGCUGUGAUUGGCUGUGAGCCUUGAAGUGUCUCUUCUUGAUUGGCUGUGACUCUCUUGUAUCUUCUUGAUGAGCUUCUGAUGAAUCGCUUUGAGACUCUGUGCCAAACAGGUGAAGGCUUAUGGCCAAUCACAUGUUUCACCCUGGAGCCAAUCAGAACUGCACAUAUUGAGAUGGAAGGCCAAUUAGAAACCUUGUACAGUAUUUGAGAUCAAACAGAGCGUAGACUCUUUAUUUCUUUAUUUUAAUCUCUAUUGCUUUCUCGAUUGCAUUUAAAUUACUCGUAUUUGUAGUUUUCCUUCGUUAGAUAUUUAUUUUGUAAUUAUUCGUCCUUGGCCCCGCCUUCCUGGUCUUCUCCUAUUGGUGCAUUUGAACGGUACUUGGGAUCAAACAAUUUGAGUGUUAUGUUCAUUUGUUGAAGGACACACAGAGGGGCUGUGCUGCUAGCUUUCAAGAUUUUUUAAUAAGCCUAGACUUAUCUCUCCUCUCUCUCUCUCUCUCUCUCUCUUUCUCUCCCACUCUCUCAUAUAUGUUGAUACUUUCCUGGUCUGAUCAGUAUUCAUUUCUCAUCAUGUGACUGAACACUCGGAGAACGGCUUUACGAUGAAGGAAGAUGCGGUGACCUCCUCUGUCAGAAUCCUGUGUUCCAGUUCUGUCUCUAACACUCCCUUGUUCACUUUCCCUUGGUUGAGUACACUUACAGUGAUGCUUAAAAGUUUGUGAACCCUUUCGAUUGUUCUACAUUUCUGCGUAAAUAUCAUCAGAUUUUCACACGAGUCCUAAAAGUAGAUAAAGAGAAGCCAUUAAACAAAUGAGACAAAAAUAUUAUACGUGGUCAUUUAUGUGUCAUAUUUAUGAAGAAAUGUAGAAAAUUCUACAGGGUUCACAAACUUUCAAGCACCACUGUAGUUUUGUUUUUGUUCAGUCUUAUUUUUAUUUUAUUGAUAAAAAAUAAAAUCAUCACUCUAAGGGAAAGCGACGAGAUUGUGUUAAACAGAAACAUAACUGAAACACAUCAGUUAUUUAUUGACACACACCCGAGUGAUUGUGGCACAAUUACGUAAGCGAGGGCAGAGCUUACCUUAACGCUCCGCCAAUCGCAGACUUGUUUGUGUGAUGUCACUACUGGCUGUAAUUUCCACCGCUUAAUGUUUUGCAUUUCAUUGUUGGUUUAAGUUACAUAAUGUAACUAGUACCUAGCGCAAUAUAUUCGCUAGCAAUCUUAUCUUAUAUUUAUAAUUUGAUUGAAUUGAAGGUAGAAAAAGUUUUUCAGUGGUCUGCUCAGAUGCAAGUUAAGCCCCUCCGGUGUUUUUUUCCAUGAAGGUAAGUAUACCAUUAAAAUAAUACCAUAAAAAUAUUUUUUGUUUUUCUUUAA